Beauveria bassiana ARSEF 2860 is the source of this 2025-nucleotide messenger RNA. RefSeq names its product DUF1253 domain-containing protein. Gene Ontology annotation, cellular component: nucleolus; small-subunit processome. The transcript has 3 exons. Gene Ontology annotation, molecular function: rRNA binding; U3 snoRNA binding. Gene Ontology annotation, biological process: maturation of SSU-rRNA from tricistronic rRNA transcript (SSU-rRNA, 5.8S rRNA, LSU-rRNA). Lineage: Eukaryota; Fungi; Ascomycota; Sordariomycetes; Hypocreales; Cordycipitaceae. Bases 1 to 2025 code for a protein of 674 amino acids. The record is from RefSeq and is a predicted model, not a curated record.
AUGCCCGUCUCGAUGAACAGAUCGGACAAUGAAAAAGAGGAAAUAGAAGAGGACGUGAUGAGCGUGGAAUCCGACGACGAUGAGGAAGAGAUUGAGCAAACCAGCCGUCCGUACAUGGCGCUACUGCAAAGCUUCCAGGAGUCAAGCACCAACAAAGCUAAGCGUCGCAAACUGGAUCACAGCAUACAAUCCGAAGAGGACGACGAUGCAGAGGAAGAGAGCGGCGACGGAGACGAGAGAAAAGAAGCUCCAGAUGCUGAUCUAGUAGAGCAAGAAGAAGAGGAGGAGGAGGAGGAGGAAGUUCUGCAAGCAGGUGAUGAUGACGAAGACUCAGAGGACGAAGGAGAGGCUUUGGACCCCUUUGAUAUUCACUUUGCACAUCCCGAUGAAACCAGCACGGCCAAAGCCGUCAAUGCUGCCAAAAACGACGAGUGGACAACUGGGCGAAGAUUGAUGGGCCCCCUCAGGGCUACUGUGCAAUCUGCCGGCUCUGAUAGCACAUUUUCUACUCAAGACUUGAAGAAUAUCAAGUUAAAAGAAAAGCUGCAAGAAACCUUCGGCAAGACUGUUGCUGGGCUGAAUGAAGCACAAAAACACAUUGCUUCUCUCAUGUUCAACUACCAAGAUGUAUUAUAUUGCGAUCGCAAUGUCGACAACGCCGAGAUACUGCGUCGACUGGCCUGCAGCCAUGCGCUGAACCACAUUUUCAAAACACGAGAUCGGGUGAUCAAAAACAACUACAAGCUCGCCAAAGAUCCCGAGACAGAGCGAGAAUUCAGAGAUCAGGGCUUCACGCGCCCCAAGGUGCUCUUUCUUCUGCCGACGCGCAGCUCGUGCGCCAAGAUGGUGCGCACAAUACGAGAGCUGUGUCAGCCCGAUCAGGAAGAGAAUCGCAAGCGCUUCGACGAGGCGUACGUGACAAAGGACAACAACUUUGGCGCCGACAGACCUGCCGAUUUCCGCGAGCUCUUCGAAGGCAACGACGACGACAUGUUUCGGCUCGGCGUCAAGUUCACCCGCAAGACGGUCAAGUACUUUGCACAGUUUUACAGCUCCGACAUUCUCUUGGCCAGCCCGCUCGGCCUGCGCAUGGCGAUUGGCUCCGAAGAGGACAAGAAGAAGCCGGACUCGGACUUUUUGAGCUCCAUCGAGGUCGUCGUCGUCGACCAGGCCGACGCGCUGCUGAUGCAGAACUGGGAGCACGUCGAGUACAUUUUCGAGCACCUCAACCUGCAGCCCAAGGACGCGCACGGCUGCGACUUUGGCCGGCUGCGGCCCUGGUAUCUCGAGGACUGGGCGCGAUACUUUCGGCAGACGGUCCUACUCAGCGGCUUCCACACGCCCGAGCUCGCAGAGCUGCAGCGCGGGAUGUGCCGCAACUGGGCCGGCAAGGCCCGUCUGCAGCCUGAGUACCCCGGCGUGCUGACGCAGCUAGGCGUCAAGGCGCGGCAGACGUUUUCGCGCUUCCAGUCGCACGCGCUCGACCAGGACCCGGACGCGCGGUUCGAGUACUUUGUGUCGGCCAUUGUGCCCAACAUUGUCAAGCGCGCCAAGGACGUUGCCGGCGGCGCCGGCGGCGGCACGCUGCUCUUUGUGCCCUCGUACCUCGACUUUGUGCGCGUGCGCAACUACUUUGCCACGUCGGUCACGGUCGGCGCCGUCUCGUUUGGCGCCAUCUCCGAGUACACGGACGUGCCCGAGGCGUCGCGGGCGCGCUCGCACUUUGUGACGGGUCGCCACAAGGUCCUGCUGUACUCGGAGCGCGCGCAUCACUUUCGCCGCUUGCAAAUCAAGGGCGUACAGCGCGUCAUCUUUUACGGGCUGCCGGACAAUCCCAUCUUCUACAAGGAGAUUGCGGGCGAGUACCUGAGCAAGAGCGAGCAGGACUUUACCAUUGAGCCUGGCAAGGGUGCCGUGCGGGUGCUCUUUUCCAAGUAUGACGCUAUGAAGCUGGAGCGGGUGGCGGGAUCAAAGAGAGUGGGCAAGAUGUUGCAGGAUCGGGGCGAUACCUUUGAUUUCAUCUAG